AUCGCUUUGGCCAGUGCACCAUCGGUUGCACUGUCGUCUGCACUGUCGUCUGCACCGUCUGUACUGUCAUCUGCCCCCCCCCGAAGCCGUCGCUCUGGACCACCCUCGGGCCGAAAGCCGUCGUCCUGGCCAGCAUCACCGCAAAUCGAUUGCCCUGGACCGUCGCCUGCUGUCAUGAACAGCUUGCCGGCCAACCUCCCGUCGCCGCUGGCCCCAGCCGACGACCAACCACCAGAGUCGUCUGCAAACUACAUUCCGCCCACAAGCAUAUACCAGCCGCAUUUCUUCCAGCCCAUCCAGCCGCUCCAGCACUCGCCCAUGUCCCUCGCCAUCCCGUACCCACUUCCGUUUCUGGUCUCGCCGGUCAUUGCGGCCAACCCGCACCCCAUCCACGUCCAACCCAUCCAACCCACGUUCCAGCAUCCAAUGCCGUUCGUGAUGCCACAGGACACCGGCUCAUGUUCUCCCGUCCAAUUCUCGGACCCUCCUCCGCCAGUAAUCGCCCAGCACCCGCCUGCUGAGGCCGCGCCGAUAGCGGAUCCAGAUCUGCUCUGGCGGCAGGCACAAUCGCUGCUCACUCAAGGCAUUAUCCCGCCAGGAUAUCGGAUCUGCCGGUGCUUUCGGUGCUCUGAACAUCCCGACGGAUACAUGCUGCAGCGGGAGGGGACCUACCGGAGCCACAGAUGUCGAUACGGAUAUCCCGGCAAGCCGCCGAGCGACCGGACCACCAAGCGAGCGUCGAACAAGCUCGACAAGAAGCAGGGCGAAGAUGCCGAAGGGCCCACCUCUCCAACCACUCACCCCCAUGCCAGUGUCGCUCCCAGCCACAGCAGAGCAAGCCCGUCGGACCAUUCCGGCAGCCAUGCAGAUCGUCGCUCUCUCUCGCCGCGGAGACGCUCCCGGUCUGGCCACGAAAUGUCGGCUCCAAACGACGAGGCCGGGACUGCCUCUUCUCCAAAGCCCAAUGGCAGCGCCGAUCGUCUCGCCAGUGAAGCAGCCAAAGGCACCCACUUUGCCUCUCAAUGACUGCAGCCCACCGUAACUAGAUGCAUUUUGGAAUAUAGCGGUUGUCUCAUCUCGCCCAUCGCCAAGCGGCUCGCAGUCUACCAGUUCGCCACAGCAGCACUUCGUGUCGGCGGUCCAACGCACAGCUCAUGUUGGCCAGUCCCGCUGCCUCUCAAGCAAGCGCUGUCAAUCAUCUACUGGCAUUCGGAUGCAUAUAAUAAGCUGGACAGGGCAACAAUAUAGAUCUCCUUCGGGUUGAGGGAGCAAUGGGGUUACAGGCAAUCCAAUAAAAAACGGGACACCCGGGUUUUUGAC
Polychytrium aggregatum is the source of this 1320-nucleotide messenger RNA. RefSeq lists its product as uncharacterized. The transcript has a single exon. Bases 175 to 1026 code for a protein of 283 amino acids. Lineage: Eukaryota; Fungi; Chytridiomycota; Chytridiomycetes; Polychytriales. The record is from RefSeq and is a predicted model, not a curated record.